UGAUUCAAUUUUGACUAUGAAUGUCACUGAUAUUUGUGAAAUUUGUGACCGUGAGAUUAUCUCUUGCUUGAAGCAGAGAUUUAUCAACGAUGAAAUUUAUACAUACAUUGCAAAGGUGCUCAUUGCAAUCAACCCGUAUCAUCAAAUAAAUGGAAUGUACUCGCCAAACAAAAUUGAAGCAUAUUGUAAAGACACCAAAGAUGAGCUGCCACCGCAUUUGUUUUCGAUUGCCAACAGGGUCAUUUCGAAUAUAAACAUACGCUCGCAGUCAAUUAUUUUAACCGGGCAAACUGGAUCAGGGAAAACAAACAGCGCAAUGUAUCUGCUCACAUUUAUUUCGAAGUCCAAGGUCGGCUUGACCGGUCAUGUGAUAGCAACCAAUAUUAUUUUUGAAGCGUUUGGAAACGCAAAAACUUCGCACAAUUAUAAUAGUUCUAGAUUUACAAAAUUAUCCGAGAUUUAUCUUUGUCGUGACCUAAAAGUUGAUAGUGUUCAAAUGUCGUAUCUGCUAUUGGAAAGCAGUAGAAUUCAUGGACAAAAUGCAAACGAAUCCAAUUUUCAUAUUUUUCAUGCUAUCAUAACGCCAGCUGCUUGCACUAUACUUAAAAACCUAAUCGAUCUUCAUCUGGAUGAAGCUACGAAUUAUGCUUAUUUGCCGAAAUAUCAACACAAUGAAGAAAUAAAAAGGUUUCAAGAUUUCGCAUUGGUCGAUAAUGCAUUGGUUGAACUUGGAGUGUCCAAUGGAGAAAGAGUAAAAAUAUAUAAGACAUUAGGAGCAAUAUUACACCUUGGAAAUGUGAGAUUUGAAGAAAAUAGUUGCCAAGAAGGAUGUCAAAUUAUUUCCUCCACAAGAAAUCACUUCAUUUAUGCGGCUCAACUUCUAGCGAUUGAACAAGGAAUUCUCAAAGAAUAUUUGUUGAAACGAAAAAUGGAAAUGAGAGGCUCGGAUCCAAUUUUUAUUCCAUUGGAUCGUCUGAGAGCAAAAAACUUAAAAAACAUCAACAAAAAUAUGUCUUUCAGUUCAGAAGCUUCGACACGAUCGCAAAUAAAUCUAUUAGAUAUAGCCGGUUUUGAGGAGUUUAAUAUGAAGAACCACUUCGAGCAACUGUGCAUAAAUUUCAUUAAUGAAAAAAUUCAACAGAUGUUCGUCAAAAUAAUGUUGAAAAAGGAAGAAGAAUGGUAUAAAAGUGAAUAUCUAGAAGUACCGGAAAUUCCAUUUUUAGAUAACGAUCAAAUUUUGGAUGAUACUGGCAAAAUGCAGAGUCAAACUACAUCAGAUUUUGUACAAAAUAUUUUUAACAACUGGACAACCACUUCGAUUUUGGUUAGACCAAAGAUUCGAGGGAUUCAAGAAAACAGUGGAUUUAUCAUUCGUCAUUUUGUUGGUGAUGUUUUCUAUAACGUUGACAAUUUUGUGGAGAAAAAUCUCAACAUUUUACCAAAAAGUAUUGAUGAUUUGUUCCAAGAUCUGGGUAUAUGGAAUAAAAAAUUAAAUAAUAAAUCGACAACCUUCAUACUUAAAACGGGAACAAAUGAACUUAUAAAUAAUCUUUCUGAAACUGAAUGCUCGUUUGUGCGCUGCAUUAAACCGAAUGCUAGUCAAAAUAGAGGCAUAUUUGAUGAAAAUUUUGUCGAAUCUCAGCUGAUUUCAUCAGGAUCUAUCGCAUAUCAACAACUAAUGAAAGCUGGCUUCCCAUCUCACAUGAGUAUUGCUGAGGUAUUGAAUAUGUUCAAGUCAAGUUCAGAAUUUCAGCACGUUUCAUAUGAAAAUCAGAAAGAUUUUUGCACUUUAUUGUUGCGAGCGUGCUGCCUUAAGUGGAUUGAUUUUAAACUCGGGAACACCCAAAUAUUUUUCCGUAAAGGGAAAAUUCAAAAGUUUUGCGAAAAAUUGAAAGAAGACCCAGAAAAAAUCAAAGAGCAUAUUGACCACCUUAUAUUAUUGCGGAAAAAGUUAAGAGUAGCUAUCAUAUUCGCGAGAUGUUGUGCUAUUAUCAUAUUUCGUCGUAAAGAGUUAAAUGAACAUCAAAUGAAUCAGAUGCAGCCUGAAGAGCACGGUUAUAUACCAGCUAAAAAAAUUAGACGGAAUAAAAAGUUUGCCCAAAGUCCACCCAGUUUUAAUGAUGAACUUCCCAGUGCUUCAAAACACACAAGGACAACCAUUGGAAUUCAAUCAAAUGAUGACUUAAAUCUUGAAAACCAAUUACGAACAUUGCUUCGACAAGCAGAAAAGAAAAAUGAAGCUUUAUCUGAGGACUACCGUCAGCUACAAAAACAAAAUGUUGAGCUAUCAACUAAAUUACAAAAAGUGGAGAAAGAAAAUGAAAAACUAAUGUGUGAAAACCACAAAUUUCGUAAAACCGUUUCUUAUAUUACACUUGAACACGAUUACCAAAUGCCUCAAUAA
Molecule: messenger RNA, 2404 nt
Organism: Contarinia nasturtii (swede midge)
Lineage: Eukaryota; Metazoa; Arthropoda; Insecta; Diptera; Cecidomyiidae
Product: myosin heavy chain 95F-like
Exons: 11
Coding region: 17-2404 (795 amino acids)
Biological process (GO): endocytosis; actin filament organization; vesicle transport along actin filament
Cellular component (GO): endocytic vesicle; myosin complex; actin cytoskeleton
Molecular function (GO): microfilament motor activity; actin filament binding; ATP binding
Source: RefSeq, a predicted model, not a curated record